Molecule: messenger RNA, 1632 nt
Organism: Sorghum bicolor (sorghum)
Lineage: Eukaryota; Viridiplantae; Streptophyta; Magnoliopsida; Poales; Poaceae
Product: iron-sulfur protein NUBPL
Exons: 9
Coding region: 476-1384 (302 amino acids)
Biological process (GO): iron-sulfur cluster assembly; mitochondrial respiratory chain complex I assembly
Cellular component (GO): mitochondrion
Molecular function (GO): ATP binding; 4 iron, 4 sulfur cluster binding; ATP-dependent FeS chaperone activity
Source: RefSeq, a predicted model, not a curated record
GGAGUAGGUCAACAGACGCCGCUCGGCGCUCGCGUGUCGUGUCUCCGUUGCGAGUCGCGGCCGCCGCCGUCGCCCCACGGCUACAACGCGCCACCGGCCGCCGAGCCGUGCCGCCGUCCGACCGUCGCCGUUCUGUCCCUCGCGGCCUCGCCCUCUCCGCUCUGCACUCCGCGGCCGGCUCGGCUCCUUCCUCAAAUCCUCAGCCAGGCGCCGCCCGCUCGACUCGGCACACCGACCGGCCGACUCUGCUCGGCUUCCGUCGCUGCCUCGCUGGCUGGCCAAGCCGACUAGCCGAGGCCGAGCAGUUGCAGGUGAGCAGACAGCAGAGCAGAGCAACUGAGCAAGCGUCCGUAAGGCCUGCCAUUGGUUGUCCCUCUUGACUGUGAGUGGAUUGGGCACUGCCAUCAGCUUAACCCGGUCUGCCACUGCCGUCGCUGUUGCUGUGGGCAAGGAACGAAGCGCUCCCCCGUUCUCAAUGGAGCACAUUUUCUUUUCGAUGCACCGGAUAGCCUCUCGCUCGGUGAGACAUCAGGGUUUGCUUGGAAGGGGAUGGUACAGCUCUGCUGCGAAGGGGGGCCCUUCGAUCGCCGGUGUAAGCGACAUCAUUGCUGUCGCAUCAGGGAAAGGCGGCGUAGGCAAGUCCACCACUGCAGUUAACAUUGCUGUAGCACUUGCCAAAGAGUUUAAGCUUCAGGUUGGUUUGCUAGAUGCCGACAUCUAUGGACCAUCCGUUCCCACAAUGAUGAAUCUCCAUGCCAAGCCUGAAGUAAGUGAAGAUAUGAAGAUGAUUCCAGUUGAGAACCAUGGUGUGCGAUGCAUGUCCAUUGGUUUUCUUGUAGACAAAGAUGCACCAAUUGUUUGGAGAGGUCCUAUGGUAAUGAGUGCUCUUGAGAAGAUGACAAGGGGAGUUGCUUGGGGGGACCUUGAUAUUCUUGUUGUUGAUAUGCCCCCAGGCACUGGUGAUGCUCAACUAUCGAUGUCCCAAAGGCUUCGGUUAUCUGGUGCUUUAAUUGUUUCAACUCCUCAAGAUAUUGCUCUUAUUGAUGCUAGAAGAGGAGCCAACAUGUUCCGCAAAGUUCAAGUUCCUAUUCUGGGAUUGGUAGAGAAUAUGAGUUGCUUUAAGUGCCCAAAAUGUGGUGAGAAAUCUUACAUCUUCGGGGAAGGUGGAGCACAGAGAACUGCAGAGGAAAUGGACAUGAAAUUACUUGGUGCUGUACCUCUUGAAAUCGGCAUCAGAACAGGUUCAGACGAAGGCCAGCCUAUCGUUGUAUCAUCACCGAACUCUGCAUCCGCGCAAGCGUACGUAAAUAUUGCUGAGAAGGUGACUCAAAGGCUCAAUGAGCUAGCAGAGGAGCGACGGAUGGGCCCAGAAAUCUUACUUUGAGAAAUUCAGGCCGCUUUUGUUCACACCUUUACCCGUUUCACGCUAGGGCUGCAAAGAAAUUAUAUCUCUACUGAUAAGUAGAUUGUUUUUUUUAGGCAAAAGAUAAGUAGAUUGUUGUUGGAAGUAAACUUUAAAUUUUAUUAUCAGUUGGGCUGGAAAUUUACUCAAAUAAACCUCUGCUGGCAGCCUUGCCUUUGUCAUGCAUGUCCUUUGCCUAGUCUCUGCGUUCUGCAUGACUCGUUGAAUGA